Dunckerocampus dactyliophorus (ringed pipefish) is the source of this 3796-nucleotide messenger RNA. RefSeq names its product pinopsin-like. Gene Ontology annotation, biological process: visual perception; G protein-coupled receptor signaling pathway. Gene Ontology annotation, molecular function: G protein-coupled receptor activity. Bases 46 to 1029 code for a protein of 327 amino acids. The transcript has 4 exons. Lineage: Eukaryota; Metazoa; Chordata; Actinopteri; Syngnathiformes; Syngnathidae. Gene Ontology annotation, cellular component: membrane; photoreceptor outer segment. The record is from RefSeq and is a predicted model, not a curated record.
ACGCGUGGCGGCCACCGUGCGGUGUCGCUGUUCUUGGGUUCCAUCAUGGUGUUUGGCGUCCUCAACAACAUGUUGGUGCUGGUUCUGUUCUGCAAGUUCAAGACCCUGCGGACGCCCGUCAACGUGCUGCUGCUCAACAUCAGCGUCAGCGACAUGCUGGUCUGCACGUGCGGAACCACGCUCAGCUUCGCAUCCAGUCUACGUGGCCGCUGGUUGUUUGGUCGGCUGGGAUGCGUGUGGUACGGGUUCAUCAACUCAUGCUUUGGUAUCGUGUCCCUGGUGUCUCUGGCCCUGCUGUCCUACGAGCGCUACAGGACGCUGCUGGUGUACAACAAGCAAGCAUUGGACUACAGGAAGCCUCUGCUAGCUGUGGGCGGGGCUUGGUUGUACUCUGUGGCGUGGACGUUGCCCCCACUGCUGGGCUGGAGCAGCUACGGGCCAGAGGGGGCCGGAACCAGCUGCUCCGUCUCCUGGACCGAGCCCACGUCUGGCUCGCGUUCCUACAUCGUCUGUCUGUUUGUCUUCUGCCUGGGCGUACCCGUCCUCCUCAUGGCGUACUGCUACAGCCGCUUGCUGCAGGCCGUCAAACAGGUGGGGAGAAUUCGGCGUAGUGCGGCAAGGCGGCGUGAGUUCCACGUCCUGCUCAUGGUCGCGGUUACGGUGGUGUGCUUCCUCCUCUGCUGGAUGCCGUACGGCGUGGUCGCCAUGAUGGCCACGUUCGGCCAGCCGGGUGUCAUCAGCCCGGUGGUGAGCGCGGUGGCGUCCAUCCUGGCCAAGAGCAGCACCGUGUUCAACCCUGUCAUCUACAUCCUGAUGAACAAGCAGUUCUACCGCUGCUUCCUGAUCCUCUUCCACUGCCGCCACCACCUGAUGGAGAACGGACACUCCGCCCCAUCCAGAACAACCGUAAUCAAUCUUCACCCUGUGGUUGGGGACUACAGCCCUGCCCAAGCCGUCAACACUGCUGGAGUCUUGAUCAAACCUUGGAACACAGCAGGCACCAGUGCCACCGCAUCAGGAAAAGAUUAACCACCUGACAACACAAACGCCUGACAUAAUGACAACAUGAGCACCUGAGAACAUGCAUGCCUGGUGUAAUGACAACAUGAACGCCUGACAACAUGAAUGCCUGGUGUAAUAACAACAUGAACACAUGACAACAUGUACGCCAGGUGUAAUGACAACAUGAACACAUGACAACAUGAAUGCCUGGUGUAAUAACAACAUGAACACAUGACAACAUGUACACCAGGUGUAAUGACAACAUGAACGCCUGACAACAUGAAUGCCUGGUGUAAUAACAACAUGAACACAUGACAACAUGUACGCCAGGUGUAACGACAACAUGAACGCAUGACAACAUGAAUGCCUGGUGUAAUGACAACAUGAGCACCUGAGAACAUGCAUGCCUGGUGUAAUGACAACAUGAACGCAUGACAACAUGAAUGCCUGGUGUAAUGACAACAUGAACGCCUGACAACAUGAAUGUCUGGUGUAAUGACAACAUGAACGCAUGACAACAUGAAUGCCUAGUGUAAUGACAACAUGAACGCCUGACAACAUGAAUGUCUGGUGUAAUGACAACAUGAACGCAUGACAACAUGAAUGCCUGGUGUAAUGACAACAUGAACACAUGACAACAUGUACGACAGGUGUAAUAACAACAUGAAUGGCUGACAACAUGAAUGCCAGGUGUAGCGACAACAUGAACACAUGAUAACAUGAAUGCCUGGUGUAAUGACAACAUGAAUGCCUGACAACAUGAAUGCCAGGUGUAAUGACAACAUGAACAUAUGACAACAUGAAUGCCUGGUGUAAUGACAACAUGAACACAUGACAACAUGUACGCCAGGUGUAAUGACAACAUGAGCACCUGAGAACAUGCAUGCCUGGUGUAAUGACAACAUGAAUGCCCGGUGUAAUGACAACAUGAACGCCUGACAACAUGAAUGCCUGGUGUAAUGACAACAUGAACGCAUGACAACAUGAAUGCCUGGUGUAAUGACAACAUGAACACAUGACAACAUGUACGCCUGACAACAUGAAUGUCUGGUGUAAUGACAACAUGAACGCAUGACAACAUGAACGCCUGGUGUAAUGACAACAUGAAUGCCUGGUGUAAUGACAACAUGAACGCCUGGUGUAAUAACAACAUGAAUGGCUGACAACAUGAACACCUGACAACAUGAAUGUCUAGUGUAAUGACAACAUGAACACCUGACAACAUGAACGCCUGGUGUAAUGACAACAUGAAUGCCUGGUGUAAUGACAACAUGAACGCCUGGUGUAAUGACAACUUGAACCCAUUACAACAUGAAUGCCUGGUGUAAUGACAACAUGAAAUCCUGACAACAUGAAUACAAGGUGUAAUGACAACAUGAACAUAUGACAACAUGAAUGCCUGGUGUAAUAACAACAUGAACACAUGAUAACAUGAAUGCCUGACAGCAUGAAUGCCAGGUGUAAUGACAACUUGAACACAUGACAACAUGAAUGCCUGGUGAAAUGACAACAUGAAUGCCUGGUGUAAUGACAUGAACGCCUGGUGUAAUAACAACAUGAACACAUGACAACAUGAAUGCCUGGUGUAAUGACAACAUGAACGCCUGGUGUAAUGACAACAUGAACACAUGACAACAUGAACACCUGGUGUAAUAACAACAUUAAUGGCUGACAACAUGAACACCUGACAACAUGAAUGCCUGGUGUAAUAACAACAUGAACACCUGACAACAUGAAUGUCUAGUGUAAUGACAACAUGAACACCUGACAACAUGAACGCCUGGUGUAAUGACAACAUGAACGCCUGGUGUAAUGACAACUUGAAUCCAUUACAACAUGAAUGCCUGGUGUAAUGACAACAUGAAAUCCUGACAACAUGAAUACAAGGUGUAAUGACAACAUGAACAUAUGACAACAUGAAUGCCUGGUGUAAUAACAACAUGAACACAUGAUAACAUGAAUGCCUGACAGCAUGAAUGCCAGGUGUAAUGACAACUACAUGACAACAUGAAUGCCUGGUGAAAUGACAACAUGAAUGCCUGGUGUAAUGACAACAUGAACACCUGGUGUAAUAACAACAUGAACACAUGACAACAUGAACGCCUGGUGUAAUGACAACAUGAACACAUGACAACAUGAAUGCCUGGUGUAAUGACAACAUGAACGCCUGGUGUAAUGACAACAUGAACACAUGACAACAUGAAUGCCUGGUGUAAUGACAACAUGAACGCCUGGUGCAAUGACAACAUGAAUGCCUGGUGUAAUGACAACAUGAACGCCUGGUGUAAUAACAACAUGAACACAUGACAACAUGAAUGCCUGGUGUAAUGACAACAUGAACGCCUGGUGUAAUAACAACAUGAACACAUGACAACAUGAAUGCCUGGUGUAAUGACAACAUGAACGCCUGGUGUAAUAACAACAUGAACACAUGACAACAUGAAUGCCUGGUGUAAUGACAACAUGAACGCCUGGUGUAAUAACAACAUGAACACAUGACAACAUGAACGCCUGGUGUAAUGACAACGCAAACACUUUGUGAACACCAGACAGCGACUCAGACAAGCAGCGGCCUCACGAGGUAACUUGCAUUCAUGUGAAAGCGUUGAAGUUUGGCGGGAACAUUUGACCAAAAGUGUCCUUUACGCUGAAGGUCGGUGCGGUGGUGAUUUGAGCAGGUGUUGGUGUCUCAGGAUAAUUGAUUGUUGAUCAUUUGACGUUCGAUUGUGAAUCAAUGUCAGUGUUCCUCUUGUGAAGUCCAUCUGACGUGCUUAUAAAAGCUAGAAUAAUUCCC